GGCCGGGGGCUCCUCUCGCUGUUACAAAGUAUUGAAGUGGAGGGGAAUGUAUCGGCCAGGCUCUGGGAGCGCUGAGCUGGAGUGAGGAGCUUGAGAGAGAGGGAGAGAAAAAAAACACAACCACGAAAACAAUCUGCAGAAGUCCGACUCGAACAUUAUGAAUGCAGCGCCCUUAGUGCUUUUGCUGUUGUUGUAUGAAACUUGUGGCAGUGCCGCUGUGGAAUUCUCCUCGGGAGGCUGCACUUUCGAUGAUGGCCUAGAACCAUGUGGAUAUUGGCAAGAUCAGGAAGAUGACUUUGAUUGGAGGCAUGUCAGAACUGAAGAUAUGUUGCAUUUGCAGCAUAAUGUGCCACCAGGAUCCUUCUUGAUGGCUGAGUCUUCUCAGCAUAUGCCAGGAGAUAAAGCACGACUCUUGCUUCCAUUAAUGAAAGAAAAUGAUACCCACUGCAUAGAUUUCAGUUACUGGUUAUACAGCAAAGAUUACUUGAACCCAGGAACACUGAACAUUUUUGUCCGAGUGAACAAGGGAGCCUUUGCAAAUCCUAUUUGGAAUGUGACGGGAUCUCAGGGAGCCGAAUGGCAUCGGGCCGAGCUGGCAGUGAGCACCUUCUGGCCAAAUGAGUAUCAGGUGAUUUUUGAAGCAGAUGUAUCUCUUGAGCAAGCUGGAUAUAUUGCCAUUGAUGACAUUCAGGUUUUGAGUUACCCAUGUGAUAAAUCACCACACUUUCUGCGACUCGGAGAUGUGGAAGUAAAUGCAGGACAAAAUGCUACAUUUCAGUGCAUUGCAACAGGCAGGGAUACUGCGAAUAACAAACUAUGGCUUCAGAGGCAGAAUGGGGAAGACAUACCAGUAACCCAGACAAAGAAUAUUAAUCACAGGCGGUUUGCAGCAUCCUUCAAAUUGAAAGAAGUGCAAAGGAAUGAUCAAGAUUUGUACCGUUGUGUGACACAGUCUGAAAGAGGCUCUGGUGUAUCGAAUUUUGCCAAGCUUAUUGUUCGAGAACCACCUAUGCCAAUUGCACCACCUCAGUUACUUGGUGUUGGUCCGACAUAUUUGCUGAUCCAACUCAAUGCAAAUUCAAUUAUUGGCGAUGGUCCGAUUAUUCUGAAAGAAGUGGAGUAUGGUAUGACCAGUGGAUCUUGGACAGAAAUCCAUGCUGUAAAUGCAGCAACCUACAAGCUGUGGCAUUUGGAUCCAGAUACGGAGUAUGAAAUCAGAGUUUUGCUGACCAGGCCUGGUGAAGGAGGAACAGGGUUACCAGGCCCCCCACUCAUUACCAGAACAAAGUGUGCAGAACCCAUGAGGUCACCAAAAAGCCUGAAGAUUGCGGAGAUAUAUGCUAGACAUCUGGCUGUUGAAUUGGAGUCUCUGGGCUACAAUGUCACGCGGUGUCACACAUUCAAUGUCACUGUGUGCUACCAUUACUUUGGUCACAACAAAAGCCAAGCUGACUGCAUGGAAAUGGAUCAAAAAUCACCCCGACAUAUUAUUGAACACCUGCCACCUUAUACAAACAUCAGUAUCAAAAUGAUUCUGACGAAUCCAGAAGGAAGAAAGGAGAGUGAAGAGGUUGUCAUCCAGACAGAUGAAGAUGUACCUGGCCCAAUACCGAGUGAUUCAUUAAAAGGAACACCGUUUGAGGACAAAAUCUUUCUGCAGUGGAAAGAGCCUGUGGAAGCAAAUGGUGUCAUCACACAAUAUGAGAUCAGUUACAGCAGCAUCAAGUCUUUUGACCCAGCUGUUCAAGUGGCUGGACCUGUUCGGACAGUGCCAAAAAUGUGGAACAGUACACACCAUGUUUUCUCACAUUUGAAUCCUGGAACUACCUACCAGUUCUUAAUUAAAGCUAGUACAGUGAAGGGGUUUGGUCCAGCUACUAUUGUCAAUAUCACCACAAAUAUAUCUGCUCCUAUUUUACCUGACUAUGAAGAUGCAAUUCUUAAUGAAACAGCAACCACAAUAACUGUGAUGCUGAGACCUGCACAGGCUAAAGGUGCUCCAAUCAGUGCCUACCAAGUUGUUGUUGAAGAAGUGAAUUCGCACAGAUCAAAGAGGGAGGCCAGCACAGCAGAGUGCUUCCAUAUUCCUGUCAUCUACCAGUCUGCUGCGGCUCGAGGGUCACCAUACUAUUACGCGGCAGAACUUGCUCCAAGUGGAAUUUCUGAACAAACUCCUUUUACAGUUGGUGACAAUAAAACCUACAAUGGGUUUUGGAAUCCUCCUUUGACCCCCAGGAAAGGAUAUCACAUACACUUCCAAGCUGUCAGCAGUGUUGAACAAGAGACAAAGAUACAGUGUGUGAGGAUUGCAACAAAAGCAGCCACAACUGAAGAACCUGAGGUGGUCCCUGAUCCUGUCAAGCAAACUGAUCGGGUAGUGAAAAUUGCUGGAAUCAGUGCUGGAGUUCUGGCUUUCAUCCUCCUCCUCCUCGUUGUGGUAAUGAUCGUCAAGAAAAGGAGGAGCUACUAUUCUUAUUCUUAUUACCUUAAGCUUGCAAAGAAACGUAAGGACGCAGUAGGGAAUGCUCGCCAAGAGAUGACUCAUAUGGUGAAUGCAAUGGACAGGAGCUACGCUGAUCAAAGCACACUUCAUGCUGAUGAGCCGCUGUCGAUCAAUUUUAUGGAUUCUCACAACUUCAGUCCUAGAUAUGAAAACCACACUGUCUCAGCGGAAUCGAGCAGGUUAUUAGAUGUUCCCCGUUAUCACUGUGAACCCACAGAGUCUCCAUACCAAACUGGCCAGCUCCAUCCAGCUAUUCGUGUUGCAGACUUGCUACAGCAUAUUAACUUGAUGAAAACAUCAGAGGGCUAUGGUUUCAAGGAGGAAUAUGAGAGUUUCUUUGAGGGGCAGUCUGCUUCCUGGGACAUUGCCAAGAAGGACCAGAACAGAACUAAAAAUCGCUAUGGAAAUAUUAUAGCUUAUGACCACUCCAGAGUCAUUUUGCAGCCCCUGGAGGAUGAUUCAACAUCAGAUUACAUUAAUGCAAAUUAUAUUGACGGGUAUCACAGACCAAGUCAUUAUAUAGCCACACAAGGACCAGUUCAUGAAACUGUUUAUGAUUUCUGGAGAAUGGUUUGGCAAGAGCAAUCGGUUUGUAUCGUCAUGGUCACAAAUCUGGUGGAAGUUGGAAGAGUAAAGUGCUACAAAUAUUGGCCAGAUGAUUCUGAGGUUUAUGCAGAUUUUAAAGUUACAUUCAUGGAAGAGGAACCGUUGGCAGAAUAUGUAGUUCGAACAUUUACAUUAGAAAGGAGAGGUUUCGAUGAAAUACGUGAGGUUAAACAGUUUCAUUUUACUGGUUGGCCUGACCAUGGUGUUCCUUAUCAUGCAACCGGUUUACUGGCAUUUAUCCGUCGUGUGAAAAUUUCGAAUCCCCCAGGAGCAGGACCAGUAGUUGUACAUUGCAGUGCUGGAGCUGGAAGAACUGGCUGCUAUAUAGUUAUAGAUAUUAUGUUAGACAUGGCAGAACGAGAAGGAGUUGUUGAUAUCUAUAACUGUGUUAAAGCAUUACGAUCAAGGCGCAUCAAUAUGGUUCAGACAGAGGAACAAUAUAUUUUCAUUCACGAUGCCAUUCUAGAGGCUUGUCUCUGUGGGGACACCUCAAUACCAACAUGUGAGGUCAAACCAACGUAUUAUGAAAUGACAAGAGUUGAUUCACAGAGUAACUCCUCACAACUUAAAGAUGAAUUUCAAACUCUGAAUUCUGUUUCUUCUCAACUGCAACCCGAAGACUGUAGCAUAGCUCUUCUUCCCAGGAAUCACGAGAAAAAUCGAUACAUGGAUGCACUGCCACCAGACAGAUGCCUGCCUUUCUUAAUUACCAUAGAUGGUGAAAGCAGCAACUACAUCAAUGCUGCCCUUAUGGAUAGUUACAGACAGCCAGCUGCCUUCAUCGUCACCCAGCAUCCAUUGCCAAACACAGUCAAAGACUUCUGGAGGCUAGUGUAUGACUAUGGCUGCACUUCCAUAGUCAUGCUCAAUGAAUUGGACCUUGUGCAGGGAUGCCCACAGUACUGGCCAGAAGAGGGGACACUUCGAUACGGGCCAAUUCAAGUUGAAUGUAUUUCUUGUUCAAUGGACUGUGAUUUAGUAAGUCGAAUCUUCAGGAUAUGCAAUCUUACCAGGCCACAAGAAGGUUAUCUCAUGGUGCAACAAUUCCAGUACUUAGGAUGGGCUGCUCACAGGGAAAUACCUGCCUCAAAGCGAUCAUUUCUGAAGUUAAUUCUUCAAGUUGAUAAGUGGCAAGAAGAAUGUGAUGAAGGAGAAGGGCGCACUAUUAUUCACUGUCUAAAUGGAGGAGGACGGAGUGGGAUGUUCUGUGCGAUUAAUAUCAUAUGUGAAAUGAUCAAAAGACAAAAUGUAGUUGAUGUUUUCCACGGAGUAAAGACACUUCGGAACAACAAACCAAAUAUGGUGGAAACCCUGGAACAAUAUCGAUUCUGUUAUGAUGUUGCUUUGGAAUUUCUUGAAUCUUCAUAGUGACUACAGUUACAUCUUUGAAAUAUUGUGCAUUUUUUUAAAAAAAGUAAAUUGUCACUGAACCUGUGCAUGAUGAGUAUAUAUUAAAAUGAGGGGACUGGUUUUCACUCUCUUAAAUAUUCUGCUUCUGUUUUAACACAACAUGUAUCCAAACUAUUAACCAGAAAGCAUUCAAUGCCAUCAUAACAAUGUGAUCUGGUACAGAUUUCAUUGUUCAGUAAGAUGUUAAAAAUUUUUCAGUGUUAGUCAACAAACAUUUUGUAUUUUUUAAAAAUACUACCAAUCUGUUGGGUUGCACGUGCAGAUUUGUACACAUUGACGCUACAAUUGGUUUUAAAUUUAGUUUUUUGAAAGGUAGAAAUGUGUGCAGCAAUGUAAAACUGCUAUUGCAUUCUACCACAGUAAAUGUGCAGAUAUUUGGACUGGCUUAUUAAAGUUUAAAGUGUAACUUGCUGGAUCACACCAGAUGAUUUGAAGUGUAACUUUUAUUAUAAGCCAAAGACGAGUGUAAAUAUGUCUAUAUGAAGAAUGCACAUUGUAUUUAUUGUUUGCUUGUAAUUCUGUUGACAGCUGAACAAUCAUUUUUUUUUUCAGAAUUGUUUUUUGGCCAGAGCUUUUACAUUCAAAUGUUUUUAAGUAGUUUACUUUUGUAUGUAAUGGUCAGUGUAGGUCACCGAUUUUUUUUUAAAGUAAGGAUUAGUAAUGUUUACGUACGCAAAUUAGUUAAUUGCACCCAUUGAAUAAUAGAACAUUGAUAUAUUUGGGAAGUAUAUAAAUUGGGACCAAAUACAGUUUUUUAAUGCUACAUGGGACAUUCUAAAGUUUCCUUCAACAAAUGUUAGUAAACUAGUCUAAAUAAAGCUUUGUGAUUUCUUGUAUCUAGUUUAAAUGACAACUUACUACUGCUGAUAGCUGAAGCAGUACUAGCAAUGAUGUAAUUUCAGAGAUGACUAUUUUAUGGUUACAAUGUGUUCUGAGUUUGUCUAAGGGUAAUCUGGCAGGGCAAUCAACAAAAGAAUAGUCUUUCAGUUUUGGAAGAAUGGUAUAGUAAAUUAGUUAUUGUGAUGUAUUUUCUGUGCCAUUUAAAUGUUUAAAAUAAAUCAAGAUGACUUUGGGUCAAGCAAAACAAGUGAUUUAAUAAAGACAU
Messenger RNA from Hemiscyllium ocellatum (epaulette shark), 5624 nucleotides. RefSeq names its product protein tyrosine phosphatase receptor type K (gene ptprk). The record is from RefSeq and is a predicted model, not a curated record. The transcript has 31 exons. Lineage: Eukaryota; Metazoa; Chordata; Chondrichthyes; Orectolobiformes; Hemiscylliidae. Gene Ontology annotation, biological process: protein dephosphorylation. Gene Ontology annotation, molecular function: protein binding; protein tyrosine phosphatase activity. The coding region runs from base 158 to 4477 and encodes 1439 amino acids. Gene Ontology annotation, cellular component: membrane.